Cajanus cajan (pigeon pea) is the source of this 792-nucleotide messenger RNA. RefSeq names its product putative GPI-anchored protein At3g06035. The record is from RefSeq and is a predicted model, not a curated record. Lineage: Eukaryota; Viridiplantae; Streptophyta; Magnoliopsida; Fabales; Fabaceae.
CUUUGCUACUCCACCUCUUUACCACACUUUAAUUCAUCAAUAGGUGUUUUCCUUUGGGACUCAAAAUCACCAUGGGCGCAUUCAAACUUGGUCUCCUUCUUGCACUUGUCUUUGCUUUCAUAUUAUUUUCAAAUCCAGUGCUGAGUAAUGAUAAGGAGGACAGUGUAUUUAAGGGAAUCAAUAGCUACAGACAGACAAAGAACCUGCCACCCCUGAAUCGAGUUCCCAAGGCAACUUGUUUGGCUGAUGAAGUUGCAGAUGAAAUAGAGGACAUGCCCUGUCAAAAUGUUAAUCAAUUCUACCCUUCAUCUGUUCCUGGUGGGAACCUCAAGAUCCCAAACUUGCAGAAGCAUAUAGACAAAUGUGACAUCAACAUUAACACCACCACUGAUGGGGUCAUUCUCCCCGUUUGUGUCUCCAAAUUGGAACCAACCAUUGUGCUUUCAAAUUACACUCACUCUGAUCAAUAUGCACAGUUUCUCAACAACUCAAAGUACACUGGGGCAGGGCUUGGUUCUGAGGAUGAUUGGAUGGUUCUUGUUCUCACCACCAACACUACCACGGGAAGUUUCACUGCUUCAACUUCUGUGCAUGCUACUGUUGCUUCUGUGAAGCUUUUGUUCUUGGCUUUCAUGCUUGUGCUCAUCAACUACUAUUGAGCACUUUGGUCUUUCUUCUAUGCUUCAUUGUGUGAACACUUUUAUUUUGUACCUCCUUUUGUGUAAAUGUAGUGUGAACUUCAUUAGCAGUUAAUUUGUGUGUUGUUAUUUAUCUAGUUUUUCUCUAGUUCCA